CGCCAACCCGCCGACAAUCCUCAAAGCGGACCUGGAAAACCCGGAUGAGAUCAAGGCAUUGCUGGACGAAGCUAAGUAUGUAGCCGGAUUUCCGAAUUUGGGGCCUCGGAGUCGAGAUAGCCUGCAACUAGUGCCAUUGAGCCUUUGAUUACUUUCAUGCUAAUAUGUAUACCCCACUUCUAGGCCCCAGAUCGUUAUCCAUUGUACGUUCGCCUCCUACUCAUAUACACAGACGGGGAACUCAGCGUAUUGGGGACUUAGAAUUAACCAGUCUUGUCUAUCUAGGUGCCGCCAAUCGCUUUCCUGAUCUGUGCGAUAAGAACCCCGAUCAGGCACGCCGAGUUAAUGUCGACGCCACUCGCACGCUCGCAGAACUGACGGCGGCCCGGAAUAUACUCCUCGUAUACAUUUCCACAGACUACGUCUUCCCUGGCGCCGAGGGAGAUGCGCCCUACGCAGCCGACGCGGAGACGAAGCCUCCAAACCUGUACGGUCAGCUGAAGAGGGACGGCGAGCUGGUUGUGCUCGAGGCGACCAAGCAGAGUGGGAUGGGUAUUAUCCUCCGUGUACCAGUCCUAUACGGCACGGCGAAUGAGAACUCGGAGAGCGCGGUCAACACGCUGGUCGAUUCCGUGUGGAAGGCCCAGGACGGGGAGGCGGGAGUGAAAAUGGACGACUGGGCACUGCGGUACCCUACUAACACCGAGGAUGUCGCGCGAGUGCUCCGCGACAUUGUGAUUAAGUAUCUCAAGGAGCGGGGCCAUAUCCUCCAGCUUCCCAAGAUUCUCCAAUAUUCGUCUGAAGACCGGAUGACGAAGUACGAGAUGUGCGAGAAGUUCGCAGAGAUACUCGACGUGCCCUUGAACGGGAUGAUCCGAAACAAAGAAGGAAACGACCCGAAUGCGUCCGUGCAACGACCAUACGACACUCACCUUUCGACCCAGGUGCUGAAGGACCUCGGGAUUGAUGUCCGGACUGUAGGCUUUGUGGAGUGGUGGUGAGUGCUCAUAUUGAGAUCGACCGGCUAUUUAGCUGCAGCAUGUCGGCAAGGGCUAACACGAGAUAGGCGGAAUCACUUGGAGGGCCAGAAAAAAUGAGGCG
Messenger RNA from Aspergillus versicolor CBS 583.65, 1101 nucleotides. Its product is annotated as dTDP-4-dehydrorhamnose reductase family protein. Gene Ontology annotation, biological process: S-adenosylmethionine biosynthetic process. The record is from RefSeq and is a predicted model, not a curated record. Lineage: Eukaryota; Fungi; Ascomycota; Eurotiomycetes; Eurotiales; Aspergillaceae. The coding region runs from base 165 to 1001 and encodes 278 amino acids. Gene Ontology annotation, molecular function: methionine adenosyltransferase regulator activity. The transcript has a single exon. Gene Ontology annotation, cellular component: methionine adenosyltransferase complex.